Messenger RNA from Rangifer tarandus platyrhynchus (Svalbard reindeer), 372 nucleotides. NCBI's taxonomy places the organism in Eukaryota, Metazoa, Chordata, Mammalia, Artiodactyla, Cervidae. The record is from the annotation of a GenBank genome assembly.
AUGUCCAGGAGUGGGAUUGCUGCAUCAUAUAGCAACUCUCUUUUUAGUUUUUUGAGGAACCUCCAUACCGUUUUUCAGAGCGGCUGCACCAAUUUACAUUCCCACCAACAGUGUAGGAGGAUUCCCUUUUCUCCACGCUCUCUGCAACAUUUAUUAUUUGUAGGCUUUUUGAUGAUGGUCAUUUUGGCCCAUGUGAGGUGGCACCUCAUUCUAGUUUUGAGUUGCAUUUCUCCAGUAAUUGACAAUAAUGAGCAUCUUCUCAUGUGCCUAUUGGCUAUCUGUAUAUCUUCUUUGGAGAAAUGUCUGCUUAGGCCUUCUAUCCAUUUCUCAAUUGCGUUGUUUGGUAUUUUUGUCGUUGAGUUGUAUGAGUGA